UAACCUAACCUAAAAAUUUUCAAGAAGUGUUUUGGAUUCUGGAUUCGCUUUGAUUUCGAUCCAAUCUCCUGAAUUCAAUGAAUUACUAAUUAUGUCUGGAAUUGAGGUGUUAAUUGAGGACCCAUCAACACAUCCCAGUUGUGUACAUGGUCCAACUCUGUUAUUCUCGAGAGAAAUUGAUGGACAUAAACGGUUUUAUUAUGCCUGUUCGGCGUGCAGGGAUAGAAAGAAAUGCUCUUUUUUCGUGUGGAAGGAUGAAUUAGAGAAAUAUGUGAACAAAAAGAUCAACAAGCAGAUUGUGGAACAUCAGAAAUCAAUAAAUCACCGUUCGUUAUUCCUGAAGUUGAAUAAGGUAAAAGCAGUACCAGAAAAUCAAAGAAUUUAUUGUAACACUUGUGAAACAUUAGAUAUUGUAGACGCUUCUCAUAAGGAUCAUGACAUAAAGAGUGGAGUUACCGACUAUGAGCUAGAACAUCCUUCUGAGUUUCUCACUCCCCUUGAGGACUCUAAAAAGGAGGCUCAAUAUCUAUUUUCGAAAAAAUGUGUCAAGAGUAUAAUAGAAAUGCUGGAGCACUUAGGAAAGAAAAAUAUUAUAUGUAUUGGAACACCCAGGAUAUUUGAGUAUAUCAACAGUGAUAUCUCCCUUGGUAUGAACGCUAUUUUACUUGAAUUUGACUCUAGAUAUCACUCAUUUUUUGGACCAUUACAAUUUUCAUGGUUCAAUUUAUUUAAUAAUCACUUUUUCAAAGAAGAAGGUAGAGCAGUAUUUAAGGAUUUUUUGAAAUCUACCAAUGUUUCAGAUACCAUUUUAAUAACAGAUCCACCCUUUGGAGGGAGAGUUGAGCCAAUUGCUGAUACAUUGAGCAAAUUGAAUGACGAAUUCAAAAGAGUUCAUAAAACUGACCAGGACUUACCUAUGUUUUGGAUAUUUCCGUAUUUUAUGGAACCAUAUAUCCUCAACUGGAUGGAGGAUUUCUCCAUGUUGGAUUACAAAGUGGAUUAUGAAAACCAUCCUCUUUUUCAAAAAGGAAAAGGAGCUAGGAAAUUUGGUUCACCAGUAAGGAUCUUCACUAAUUUAGAACCAAGUUCAAUAACUUUACCAGUGGAAGAAGGGUAUAAGUAUUGCAGUAUUUGUGAGAAAUGGGUAUCUGAAGAAAACAAACAUUGCGAUGAUUGUGGAGCUUGUACAUCCAAAGAUGGUCGUACAUAUAAUCACUGUAUUAUAUGCGAGAAAUGCGUCAAGCCCACAUGGAAACAUUGUAAAAAUUGCAAUAAGUGCACUAACGAAACUCACAAAUGUGAAGAAAUACCCUUCACUAAGACCUGUUUACACUGCAAGCAACAAGGACACAAGAAAAUAAACUGUCCAAGUUUAGAUCAAAAAGAAGAAACGAAAAAAAGGAAAUUGAAGGUGAAGAUGAAGAAUAAAACGAAGAAAUUAAAAAAAUAAAUAUAUUUCCAAAGAGUUAUUUACAUUCAAUACAUUGUAUUAAUGAUUUUGAUGAAUUGUAAAAUGAUGUAUAUUGGAUAAAAAUAUAUGUACACUUUUUUA
This is a messenger RNA of Coccinella septempunctata (seven-spotted ladybird), 1552 nucleotides long. Its product is annotated as rRNA N6-adenosine-methyltransferase ZCCHC4. Bases 92 to 1450 code for a protein of 452 amino acids. Gene Ontology annotation, molecular function: rRNA (adenine-N6-)-methyltransferase activity; nucleic acid binding. Lineage: Eukaryota; Metazoa; Arthropoda; Insecta; Coleoptera; Coccinellidae. Gene Ontology annotation, cellular component: nucleolus; cytoplasm. The transcript has 6 exons. The record is from RefSeq and is a predicted model, not a curated record. Gene Ontology annotation, biological process: rRNA methylation.